Molecule: messenger RNA, 3338 nt
Organism: Neogale vison (American mink)
Lineage: Eukaryota; Metazoa; Chordata; Mammalia; Carnivora; Mustelidae
Gene: ZSCAN31
Product: zinc finger and SCAN domain containing 31
Exons: 5
Coding region: 1091-2422 (443 amino acids)
Biological process (GO): regulation of transcription by RNA polymerase II
Molecular function (GO): RNA polymerase II cis-regulatory region sequence-specific DNA binding; DNA-binding transcription factor activity, RNA polymerase II-specific
Source: RefSeq, a predicted model, not a curated record
CCCCGCGGGCGGGGCUCCGUGGCGGCGCAGGAGUGUGGGGCGGGGGACAGCCGGCUGGGACUGCGCCCCGUGGAGCCGCACCCCCAUGCCCACCCGCUGGGUUUAGCCGGUGUUCGCGCUGUGAAGUGCUCUUUUCUGCCGAUAUUUCAGAGGAAAUAUCAAGCCUCGGGAAUGGUCAUUCCGAAAUAGUUCCGCGCGUGUAUCUUCCAAAAUUGGCGUUUUGGGGCCGCGAGUGGGGCCGGCAGGACGGUCCGCGCGUGUGGAGCGCCCGGAGCGCCGCGCGACGCCCAGUCCUGGGCGCCUCGCCGCGUGCGUCUCUGCGGCCGGUUCGCCGCGUCGGACGCAGCUACGGACCAUUCGCUGCGGGCAGCUGCGUGCGGGCUGAGAACCGGCCUCCGGCCCCGUCUCGUCCCGUCCACGGCCUCGUCGCGGGGAAGACCGGCCCGGCCCCCGGUAGAGGACGCCGCCUCCGGACCUGCCCGUUUCCUCGUGAUGGUCAGUGGUUCCUCCACUGGGCACAACCGCCGCACGGUGGUUUACGGUUUUCGUAUCUCUCUUGUUGCUAAUACGCGGAAGCUAGCAAGAAAAAUGCUCUUCCAGGAUUUUCCUUCUUGAUUUUAGUUAAGUAACAGGAAAUUCUGUUACAAAUUCUGCAGUUGUGUCACCUUUAUCACGUGUUCGCUGGCUGACACCCAGCAGGCCCUGAGCAGCUGUGAAGUGAAUUCUUUUGCGGGUGACGGGUAAUGCACAGAAACUGGAUAUCGGACUGGGGAUGAGCUCUCCGGCUUCCCUCAAGAGUGUACGUGUACCUACCUACUACCUACCGACACGUUCCCAACCCGCCUCCAGCAGGAUGACUUCUGUUUCACCAAGCUGUAAAUCUUCCCUGCCCCUCCGUGAGCUACAAUCUCCCGUGCACACCCAGCUCAUAGCACAGCUCCAGAAACAUCUGUGCGAAGACGAAGCACUUUUUUACAAAGAUGAAGCUGUUUUGCUUUUGUGUGUCUUCUAAAGAAGAACACAUCAGGAAAUCUUAAAUGAGGUUCCUCUUGACCCCUGGCUGGAGUGAACCUUCUGAAUUCACCCUAGAAUGGCUUCAGCAGAGGAGCAGGAGGGACUGAAGAUUGUGAAGGUGGAGGAAGACGUGAUCUGGGACCAGGAAACCUGCCUCCGAGAGAACAGCUUUUCUACCCAGGAGGCCUCCCGCCAGCUUUUCAGGCACUUUUGUUACCAGGAGACCCCGGGGCCCCGCGAGGCGCUGAGCCGGCUGCGGGAGCUCUGCCGACGCUGGCUGCGGCCCGAGACGCACAGCAAGGAGCAGAUCGUGGAGCUGCUGGUGCUGGAGCAGUUCCUGACCAUCCUGCCCGCGGAGCUGCAGGCCCGGGUGCAGGAGCAGCAGCCGGAGAGCGGGGACGAGGUGGUGGCUGUGGUUGAAGAUCUGGAAAGGGAGCUUAGUGAGCCCGAGAACCAGGCCCUGGCUCACGAACACGGCCCUUCUGAGACGCUCUCAGAGGAUGUGCCGCAUUUGAAGGCCAAGCAGGACUCGGUAGCCAUCCAGCUUCAGUCCAUGGUGACACAGCUCCAGGGUGAAUCUUUGGGUCCCCACAGACUCGGAGAACGAGGUUGUGAACCUGUACCUGAACGCCGGGAGCUGGCAUCGAAGCAGGAAGUCUUGAAGGAAGUGGAGCACUUUGGAAACCGCAGACUCCCCGGAGAUGUCCCCGUAGAUUUUAAGUACAGAGAACCUUGUGCACCGCAGAGCAGAGCGGCAAAGCAGAGGGGACAGGCGGCCGGAGAGAGACGGCACAGGUGCAGUGAGUGUGGGAAGGGCUUUACUCAGAGCUCAGUCCUCGUCCAGCACCGGAGAACCCACACGGGGGAGAAGCCCUACGAGUGCGAAGAAUGCGGGAAGACCUUCAGCCAGCGGUCGGGCCUGAUCGAGCACCAGCGGAGCCACACCGGGGAGAAACCCUACAAGUGUAAGGAGUGCGGCAAAGCCUUCCGCGCCAGCAACGGCCUCGUCAGACACCGGAGGAUCCACACCGGGGAGAAGCCGUACACGUGCGAGGCGUGCGGGAAGGCCUUCCGCCUGAGCUCGUACCUCGCGCAGCACCAGAGGAUCCACACGGGGGAGAAGCGCUACCGCUGCCCCGAGUGCGGGAAGGCCUUCAGCCAGAACGCGGGGCUCUUCCAGCACCUGCGCGUGCACACGGGGGAGAGGCCCUACCCGUGCGACCAGUGCGGCAAGCGCUUCGGCCGGAGGACGCUGCUCGUCAAGCACCAGAGGAGCCACAGCGGCGAGCGGCCAUUCGCCUGCGGGCAGUGCGGGAAGGCCUUCGGCCACCACUGCAACCUCGUUCGGCAUUUCAGAACCCACGCCGUCGCCAAGCUGGCCUCAUUCCGCGCACCCCCAGACCCUUGAGUGGGGCCGUCUAGGAAAGGAAGAUUUUCGGGCGGCGUAUUUUGUUUUUACCAACUUUAUUCUGCUUUGGAACGAGGAGCUCGUCUGCAGCCUGGGCUGCGUCUCCGCGGCGGCUGUGGGUGUGGCGGUUGCCCGGCAGCCUCGUCCUCCCCGUCCCUCGCUUCAUUUCUGAGGAUUUCCCUAAAAAGGGACCAAAAAUUACCUGGAAAUAGAUUGGUAUGGAGGGGCUGGUCUUGAGUGAUACUGAACAGCGCACGGCUCUGCGGCACUGGUAUCUGUAGGGACUCUUCAAAGGCCGGCGAUCUCGUUCAAAUGUUGCCUGGUGAACUGGGGAGACUGGGGGCUCUGGGGUCUCAACUCAGCACACCCCAAAGAUGUCAGCAGAGGCUCUUGGUCUCCUUGUGAGGAAGAAUUCAAGGACAGACCCGCAGCACAGCAGAUGAGUGUGACACAGACUGGAAAGUUUACUAAAGUCGAGUCCACUCGAGACGUGCGAGCAGGCCGGCUUGAGAGAAAGAGCUGCCUUCCUGGGUUGGAGUUUUACCUUUUAGUUCUUAAGGGAGGGGGAUACUCAUUAUUGGAGGUGGGGAUUUCUUGCUAGCAGGAUUUUGUGCCUUUUUCUUAUUUGACCAGGGGUUUCCAGUCAUGGUGCCAUCGUGGGCAUGUCUGGUGGGAUCCGGCUUCUUGCAGAUACUGCCUGGACGGGCCUCUGACUCCCCACAGCUGGCCAUGGCCUCCUCCUUGGGAUGAGCUGAGUUGAGACCCCAAGGCCUCUGGUCUCCCCGCUGGCCUCCGGGCAUCUGUUUAGAGCCUCAUUAACUGCCUGCUCUACCAGUUGCAGUAAUAUUUGUGAAGAAAACAUUAAAGACUCAAUUUCCAAAUAUCCCCUUUAUUAAAAUUAGUCAUAACACUAUAA